CAGCGACGCCUCCGGCUCGUCGGAACUCGAGGCGCUGCUUCCGCCGGUGGAUAGUUUCAAGGAAGAAGAACGCGCCCAGUGGGAACCACUCUCCGGCGACAAGUUCUCCAGGCAGAAGAACACACCUAGGUUCGAAGCGUACAUGAUGACCGGCGACCUAAUGCUGAACCUGUCGCGCACGCAGCAGAGCAGCGGCCUGCUACCGAAGCACCAGAAGAAGGUCGACUCGCUGAGGUACAACAAUCAUCACACCCACCAUCACCAUAAUCACCACAAUCACCACCAUCAUAACUCGGUACCGACCAGUCCUAACGAGAUGCUGGGCCAUCACCGUGCCUACAAGUGUACCGGUUCGAAUUCGGCCAGCACCUCACCGGUCGGGAUCAGCAAACGUGAGAGCGGCCAGUGUCCAGGCCAGAGCGAUACUAGCAAACAAAGCGCCGCGAGUUUCGGUUAUUCGAGCGGCUUCGUCCGCACCUCGCGCUCCGAGGACCACUUGCAAUUCCAAAAGGACCCGUCGAUGAGCGCGGUGGACAUUGACAUUGACGACGACGUCACGUCCAGCUUAAACACCCUGUUGGACACUCGGCCGGACAGCGGCCAGGGUUUGUCCAGCGAGCGAAUCGUUUGGACGUACAACGCGCCAGUUAGCUCGCCGUCCGCCUCGGAGCGCACCUCCUGCUGCCAGAACGGCAGCUCCUCCCAAUCCACGUCGAGUAGCUCCUCGACGGAGGGAACUAGCCCCCAAAGAUCCUUAUCGCCAACCUCCCCUACCUCGGUCUCGUCCUCCGUCAUGUCCUCGAAUUCUGGGUCCCGUAGGUUCCCACCGCCGGUACCCACGGGCGCUAGCGCCGCGGCCCUGGGCCCCUCCGGCGACGGGACCGUCUCCUCGGCCUCCGGCCUUCAUCCUACCAACGGUGACCUCAGCCAGUCCGAGGCCAUCAGCAACAUGUCCAGUCCCGACUACAACGACGAGGAGACUAUGGACAUACUCAGUGCACGCGAUAUCAUGAUGGUCAGUGAUCCGAGUGACAGUGACUCGACGAUACUCGCCAGCGAGCCACCGCAGAGGAGGUUGAAGGCAGCGGCGGCGGCGGCGGCGGCGGCGGCGGUAGCAGCAGCGGCGGCUUCUUCUUCCUCUUCUUCAGUACCAGCAGCAGCAGCAGCAGCAGCAGCAGCAGCAGCAGCACCACCACCACCACCACCGGCGUCGAACGCUUACACACCGGCGCAGGACAACAGCGAGCACAGGAUAGUGAUACAGGUGAAGGGGCCGGAUAAGGACGUCGCCGCGGCCCAGAGAAACACCAGUCCCAGGCAAAACAGGCGACGGGGCAAUCUCGGCAAUCAGGAACUCGUGCCUACAUCCACCGCGCAGAACACCGUGCAACGGCCGACUGGCAAUAACACCGCUGGCAACGUCACGCCCGAGUUCGUUGGAUAUCAGGAGCUGAAGGAGAGCGAGGACGAGAACGAAGCUCUGAACAUUGGCAACUACGAAGACAAGCACGGCGGCGCGUCACCGCCGCAGUCCGCGGACGAAGAAAGCGACAUCGAGAGUUUGCACAGCUUCCAUUACAGUCCGAAAGCGGUGGACCUGCCCUCGGCCGUUCGACUGGCCAAGAGGCUAUACUCCUUGGACGGCUUCAAAAAGUCUGAUGUCUCUAGACAUCUUAGCAAAAACAACGACUUUAGUAGAGCGGUAGCCGAAGAAUACUUGAGAUACUUCAGCUUCGAACGGGACACGCUGGACGUGGCUCUCAGAAAGUUCCUUGCCCAGUUCUCUUUGACGGGGGAGACCCAGGAAAGGGAGAGGGUUCUUGUACAUUUCUCCAAAAGAUUUCUCGAUUGUAAUCCGGGCGCUUUCAAUUCUCAGGACGCUGUUCACACGUUAACCUGCGCCAUAAUGCUGCUCAAUACGGACCUGCACGGCCAGAAUAUCGGGAGAAAGAUGUCGUGUAACGAAUUUAUCGAGAACCUCUCGGAAUUGAACGACGGCGAUAACUUCCCGAGAGAGGUGCUGAAGCAGCUUUACAAUGCUAUCAAAUCGUUCCCCUUGGAAUGGGCCUUAGACGAAGAAGGUGAUGAAACAGCGAAUCAGGCGAUCCAACAGGGUGAUGGUCCAGCGAUAUCUGGUACCGGAAAUCCGUUUCUCGACGUGCCAAAUGUUACGGGUGCUACAGAAUUUAAAAAGGGAUAUGUUAUGCGGAAAUGUUGCUUCGACUCCAACGGGAAGAAAACACCGUUCGGCAAACGCGGCUGGAAGAUGUAUUAUUGUACAUUGAGGGAACUUGUAUUAUACUUGCACAAAGACGAGCAUGGCUUCCGCAACGACAGUUUGCACAACGCGAUACGCAUUCAUCACGCGUUAGCCACCAAAGCGUCCGACUAUACGAAAAAGGAACAUGUCUUCAGGUUACAGACUGCUGAUCAAGCAGAGUAUCUCUUCCAAACUAGUGAUUCCAAAGAAUUGCAGUCGUGGAUAGACACGAUCAACUUCGUGUGUGCCAGCUUUUCCUGCCAGCCACUAGCAGGAGCGGUGGGUUCUCAGCGAAAGUUUCAGCGGCCUCUGCUUCCAUGCAGUCACACGAAAUUAUCUCCUAGAGAACAGUUACGGGACCACGAGGAAAGGGUGAGCAAAUUGGAAGCUGAACUGGAGGAGCACAGACGACAUCCACCUGAGCGGGGGGCUAAAGCUCUUACUGUACAAAAUUAUAAAGAAAAAGAUGCCUACUUGCAUCAUGAGCUGAAGAGAUAUAAAACGUACGCGUACCUGUUACGGUCAAGGUUGGCGUUCACGGAGGUGGAACCGUCGUUGGUGAAGAGCAGUAUCGGCGAGGUGGACGAGGGAAUCGGUGCCUUGUUGAACUCGGACGUGGCGCUGAUACCGCCGCCAGUUCCUGAUCGGCCGGCUAUAAAUAGCAUGUGUGGUCUAGUCUGACCUGCACGCGCAGGCAGAGGCAACAGCUGAAAUUCGGAACAGAAUUAACGGGGAAAGAAAAGAAAAGAAAAGAAAAGAAAAGAAAAGAAAAGGAAAAAAAUAAUUUACCUAACGAUGCCGUGUAUCCGACGCAUCGCUCGUUAAGUACUCUACUUUAACUCGCGCGUACCGUGUACUCAACGUUCUCUUUUACUAUAUUUAAUCGUAAACUUAUCAGCGGCCGUUAUAAACGAUAACAAACACCGAUAGUAGCUAGCAUUCGUACGGCGUUCUACUACAGCAGCGAUUUCGAUCUUCCCCCCAUUGUCGAGCCAUUCACUUUUUCCUACUACUAUUAAUUUUAUUUUAUGUAAUAUUUAUUUGUUUUCUUUUUUCGUUCUAAUUAGUUUCUGCCGUUCGAGUCAAUUAAUUUUCGUAUAUAUAUAUAUUUUUAAGCGUAGAAAAAAUAGCUGCUGUUCUAAGCGCUUAUUCGAGAAACCGGCUGACAAAGUGGUGAUAUUGGAUCAAGAUUCACACCUAACUCAGUAACAAAUGGUUCACUAAUUGUACCCGAGUAGUUUGUUAAAGCGUUGACGAAGACCUGGCCAAGGCCCGAUUCGAGACUCGUGCCUUGACUCUGAAGAUAAGACCAGUUACGUAUAGAACAAUACUCCAAAACAGCAAGGAAACAGAGACGAUCUAAUUGCGUGACCAUCGUUCAAUUGAUCUGAACGUAAAUCUAUCUAUAUAAACGACAAAGAUCUAUGUUUUGCAUCUUGUAAUAGAACUUAAUACUUUUCUGUAUCAAACAGAACGUAAUACUGUACAGAAAUUGUAGGAUCACGUCAUCGAACCAAAAACAACGGCGCGGUAUUUUUGUUGCUAUACCAAACUGUGUCCUAUCUUCGUGCGUUAAAAACGAACGAAGAAAGCCAAUAUCUUACACGAGCAUCUCUUCAUGCUUUUCGCUUUUCAGUUCCGCUGCUAACAAAUUUUACAACAGAUAUUUAACCAGUUAUAUCGGGUAACACAGGUGGCGUGAAAUAAUAUACCCGCUUCUCUUAUGCUGUUUCGAGAAAGUUUCACCGAAGGUUACGUGGCUGCAUUUCUUUUUAUUUCUUUUUUUUUUUUUUUUAUCCAUAUAUGUAUAUGUGUGUAUGUAUAUAUAUAUAUAUAUAUAUAUAUAUGUAUGUAUGUAUACGUGUAUUAUUUUCUGUUUCUUUAUGGUCUUGUGUGCUACUUACUCUACGAAUGUAACGACAGACUGUUAUCGAUACAUCUCCAUGAACAAUCGUGACUUCCAUUGUCUUUUUUUUUUUUUAUUUUAUUUAUCGCCUAAGGACCUAGACCUUUCUAUCGGCCGAUGAGAUACGUCUCGCGUGAACGAGAUUUUUUUAUAGAUCAUCAACGUCAAAGAUACACGAUGGAAGUGAUAUUUCAACGCGAAACUCCAAGGUACUCUGCGCACGCGUUGUUGAUUGUUUAUUUAAAUAGAUAUAUUUAUUUUCUGAUAAACUAAUCGAAAUAAGUAAAGAGAGAGAGAGAGAGAGAGAGAGAGAGAGAGAGAGAGAGAGAGUGAGUGAAUGAUGAGUGACUGAGUGAGUGAGUGAGAGAAAGAGAAGUGCGUUUCGUUGAGAACGAAAGGAGGAGAGAAGAUAAAAAAAAGAGAUAGAAAAAAAUCGUAGAAAAAGAAUUAAGAAAGUGUCGAGAAAUGACUGUGUGUCGUUUCGCCGUAGUCACUUCGAUUUUUGUUCGUUAAUUGCAACGAAGACGAUACAUGUAUACACACUGAGUUAAGCCGAUAUAAAAUGCGACGAUAUGCGACGAUCGUUAUAAAGUUUAAGACUGGAUCAAAUUCAUUAGGCGCGUUAUAUUCCCGACCUCCCCGGAGCUGUUCAGUUGCGAAACGAGAAUUCUGUGCGCGCAAAUGUGCGAUAUAUUUUUGUAUUUGGUGUAUUUUCGCCGCGAAUAUGGUGUGAUUCGCGCCUUUGUAUUCCAUUUCAAUAUUCCGCGAUUUCUCCAUGUGUUUUUUGCCGUGAUCGAUCCUCGACGACCGAUGUUCUUCUUUUCUGUGUUCGCGCAUCGUUUCUCGCGGUUUUUUUUUCUUCGAGGUAAAAUUGGUUGAUAUAUACGAAGAGGAACAAUGUCGUUCCAAUAGCUUUUAGUCGACGACGACUAACAAUAAGAUGACAAAACGGAGACGAAAGAAGAAGAAGAGAAAACUGUCACGAGAGAAAGAAACCGAGGAAAAGGAAACGUUUCGUUUCUCGGUAUUUAAUUGAGAAAUACCGCAGAUAAGGACUACCUUAUUCUAGGGCCUCACCUUAUUCUAAUCACUGUUCUGACUUUACGUUUAGGUGCAUAACAAGUAGCAAAUUGUCGAAAUUAUUCUAGCCUUAUUGAUUAUCCAGUAUAUAUAUAUAUACACACAUGUAUGUACAUAUUAUGUACAUAUAUACAAAUAUAUGUAUAUGUAUACACGCGAUCGCAUUCUUGCAUAAAAAGUAUUACGUAACUGACUUGGUGCUUUUUCGCGCGUUCUAAAUGAUUUCGGAAAGAACGAUUUUCAUUAACUUGUUCGUAUAUAUCGUUUCGUGAAUAUAUAUGAUGGUUUUGCAUUGGCGUGUUAAAAUAUUAAGAAAAAUAUUACGGACGUUCGUUUCAAGUUGAUUUGUGUAUUUUUUGACGACGUUACUUACAAGUUGUUAAGUAUGUAAGAAAUAAUUUAUUUUAUGGAAGAAAAAAGGCACACUCUUACAAGUGUUACGUAAUUAUUUUAUGCCAGCGUUCUGAAUCUAAUCAAGCGAUACUCUAUACUCUUGGAAAAGGCAGUAUUAGGACCUACUAAUUUCCAGUACCAUUCAGUUAGGGAGAGAAAGAGAGAGAGAGAGAGAGAGAGAGAGAGAGAGAGAAAUCAAAAUACUACAUGGUUUUGAGUGAUUGCGUUGAGCAACGUUUAGCUAGCAGUGUUCAUUUUUUUCUUUGUUUUUUUGUUUUCUUAGUAUAAUGUUUGUAUCAAUGAAUCGCAAGCAUUCCUGUGAAAUUUCUCUCUUAGAGAACACCAAAACGAGUCUGUUCAUUGACUAGUUAGCGUUUCUAGAUACGGUUCCUGUAAAAAUCAUACUGUUGCUCAGUAUACUACGAAUACAUUAAACUUUUAAAUAUAAAAAUCAGUGAAACUCUAUUUCAUUACUUUUGUAUUUUGAUUGUAGAUAGUCGCUUUGAUUAUCUGUUUAAUUGUUUCUUAAACACUGUUCUUUUUGUAUCGUUUCUCGAGAAGUCGUUCACUACAUCUAAUAUCAUAGUGUACACUAGACCCCUUGUACAUAAAACUGUAUUAUAUGUGGAUAACAUAACGAUUAUUAUAAACUACAUAAAGCUAAUGGCAAUAAAGAUAAACAGUCUCCAAAUUA
Frieseomelitta varia is the source of this 6333-nucleotide messenger RNA. RefSeq names its product PH and SEC7 domain-containing protein-like (gene Efa6). The record is from RefSeq and is a predicted model, not a curated record. Gene Ontology annotation, molecular function: phospholipid binding; protein binding; guanyl-nucleotide exchange factor activity. Bases 143 to 2941 code for a protein of 932 amino acids. The transcript is spliced from 11 exons. Gene Ontology annotation, biological process: regulation of ARF protein signal transduction. NCBI's taxonomy places the organism in Eukaryota, Metazoa, Arthropoda, Insecta, Hymenoptera, Apidae.